Sapajus apella (tufted capuchin) is the source of this 1004-nucleotide messenger RNA. Its product is annotated as lysophospholipid acyltransferase 7-like. Gene Ontology annotation, cellular component: membrane; mitochondria-associated endoplasmic reticulum membrane contact site. Gene Ontology annotation, molecular function: lysophospholipid acyltransferase activity. Gene Ontology annotation, biological process: phosphatidylinositol biosynthetic process; lipid modification. The record is from RefSeq and is a predicted model, not a curated record. NCBI's taxonomy places the organism in Eukaryota, Metazoa, Chordata, Mammalia, Primates, Cebidae.
CUCUGCCCACCUGCCCAUCUGACCGCUGCCCUCCCUCCCUGACCCACAGGCCCGUUCUUCCGCUACCGCACCUACCUGGACUGGCUGGAGCAGCCCUUCCCGGGGGCCGUGCCAGCCUGCGGCCCCUGCUGCGCCGCGCCUGGCCGGCCCCGCUCUUCGGCCUGCUGUUCCUGCUCUCCUCCCACCUCUUCCCGCUGGAGGCCGUGCGCGAGGACGCCUUCUACGCCCGCCCGCUGCCCGCCCGCCUGUUCUACAUGAUCCCCGUCUUCUUCGCCUUCCGCAUGCGCUUCUACGUGGCCUGGAUUGCCGCCGAGUGCGGCUGCAUUGCCGCCGGCUUCGGGGCCUACCCCGUGGCCGCCAAAGCCCGGGCCGGGGGCGGCCCCACCCUCCAAUGCCCACCCCCCAGCAGUCCGGAGAAGGCGGCUUCCCUGGAGUAUGACUAUGAGACCAUCCGCAACAUCGACUGCUACGGCACGGAUUUCUGCGUGCGGGUGCGCGAUGGCAUGCGGUACUGGAACAUGACGGUGCAGUGGUGGCUGGCGCAGUACAUCUACAAGAGCGCCCCUGCCCGCUCCUAUGUGCUGCGGUGAGUGAGCCCGCCCAGCCUCAGGGACGGUACAGAACUGCAUCUCCCAGCAGGCCCCAGGGUAGCCUGCGGCUUCCCUGGCUGGGCCCCUGCCCCGGAGGCUCGCGGGAGUUGUAGUUUGUUUAGCCUGGUUUUGCCCUGCCUCUAAUUAGUGGCAGCACGCUGGUGUAAAUAGUUCACCGUCAUGGGGCCUCAGUUUCUGCUUCUGUAAAGUCAGCCUUACUCUACAGAAGCAAUGUACUGAGGCUUGUGGACUCAAUAGCUAGCCUUCCUGGAAUUUCAGCUGUCCAGGUUAUGGAGAAACCUUGAGGAGUUAGUUGACCUCUUGGUUGCCUCGAGUAUUAAACGGAGUUAAUGCUUUUUAUUACUGGUUUCAUAGGUAGAUGAAAGGAUUAAAUGCGAUAGAAUGUGAAAUGUA